Messenger RNA from Musa acuminata subsp. malaccensis (wild Malaysian banana), 1710 nucleotides. RefSeq names its product probable arabinosyltransferase ARAD1. The record is from RefSeq and is a predicted model, not a curated record. Gene Ontology annotation, molecular function: glycosyltransferase activity. NCBI's taxonomy places the organism in Eukaryota, Viridiplantae, Streptophyta, Magnoliopsida, Zingiberales, Musaceae.
UAAUCAUGCCACAUGCUCACGUUAAUGCAGCUCCCCCAAUUCGCCCAUCCACGGACCUCGAGCGAGGGGAUCUCCCAUGGCGAACACCAAAGCCAUCGCCUCCGUCGCCGCACUCCUCUUCCUUCUCGUCUCCUUCUCCGUCUUCUUUUCCUCCGACCUCCGAUCUCCCUUCUCCUCCUUUUCCCUCCCAUCCUCUGCCUCCCUCCGUCCCCGCUGCUCCGACAUCGGAGGCGGGGCCCGGCCGCCUCCUCUUAGGGUCUUCAUGUACGACCUGCCGCGCCGCUUCAACCUCGGGAUGCUCGGUCGCGGCGCUCAUCGGGAGGUGCCUGCGGCGGAGGGAGUCGGCGGGUUCCCGCCGUGGCCCAAGACCUCCGGGCUCAAGAAGCAGCACAGCGUGGAGUACUGGAUGAUGGUAUCGCUAAUGCCUGGCGGGAGCGGGGAGGGGGCCGAGGCGGUUAGGGUUCUUGAUGGGGAGGAGGCGGACGUCUUCUUCGUGCCCUUCUUCUCGUCGCUUAGUUUCAAUACCCAUGGGCAUAACAUGACUGAUCCGGAUACUGAGAUUGAUCGCCAGCUGCAGAUUGACCUCCUGGAUAUUUUAAGGAAAUCCAAAUAUUGGGAACGCUCUGCGGGUCGUGACCAUGUAAUCCCCAUGCAUCACCCAAAUGCUUUCAGAUUUCUGCGGGAUCAGGUGAAUGCAUCCAUUCUUGUGGUGGCAGAUUUUGGGCGAUAUCCCAGGAAUUUAGCUUUCCUUGGGAAAGAUGUUGUUGGACCUUAUGUGCAUGUCGUGGAUUCUUAUCUGGAAGAUGAUCCUCCUGAUCCAUUUGAAACCCGUCCUACUCUACUUUUCUUUCGAGGAAGAACAGUUAGGAAGGAUGAAGGAAUUGUUCGUUCCAAACUAGCAAAGAUUUUGAAAGAAUAUGAUGAUGUGCUGUAUGAAGAUAGCUUUGCCACUGGCGAAGGCAUAAAAGCAUCCUCGCAAGGCAUGCGGUCAUCCAAGUUUUGUCUGCACCCUGCUGGGGACACUCCUUCGUCAUGCCGUCUGUUUGAUGCCAUCGUAAGUCACUGUGUCCCUGUAAUUGUGAGUGACCGGAUUGAGCUGCCCUUCGAGGAUGAGAUUGACUACAGUGAAUUCUCCCUUUUCUUCUCUGCGGAAGAAGCCCUUCGGCCUGGCUACAUGGUGGGUCAGCUCCGGCAGAUCCAGAAAGAGAGGUGGAUAUUAAUGUGGAGGAGGCUGAAGAAUAUCUCUCACCACUAUGAGUUCCAAUACCCAACUAGAGAGGAAGAUGCUGUGAACAUGAUAUGGCGGCAAAUCCGGCAUAAACUUCCCGCAGCCAAUCUUGCAGUACAUCGGAACAGGAGAUUAAAAAUCCCGGACUGGUGGAGUAAAAAACGAUGACAGUCUACACUGGCUGGCAGAAUUAAAAAUUCUCAGCACUUGAUGGGCCGAAGUAUACAUUGAUUACAUGUGUACAUAUAUUGGUCCGUAAUUUGCAAUACGUGAUGAUAAGCUUAUGAUAUAGAUUCCAACUGAGCUCUUCCAAGAUGAGUGAACAAUUUUUUCUCCCUUGCUGUAACAUCAGAAUGGUUUUCUUACCGGUUGUAUUAAAGUGAUCAAGAGCAGUUGAAUAAACUGAAGCACUUUCAGAUAGUGCCCCAUAUGUAGACAACAAGCAAUCGGAUAAAUGAAGGAUAUAUUUUUUUCUUGUAUAA